Ictidomys tridecemlineatus (thirteen-lined ground squirrel) is the source of this 1067-nucleotide messenger RNA. The record is from RefSeq and is a predicted model, not a curated record. Lineage: Eukaryota; Metazoa; Chordata; Mammalia; Rodentia; Sciuridae.
AUGGAUGAAAGUGGGAGAUGUGAUGACGAUGAUGUCCUGGAUCACCUUUUACUAGUUAAGCAGGAACAGCCCGGAGCAAGAGGGUGUCCAGUACCCUCUUUAUUCCGGGCCAGUGGCCAAGUAAAACAGGGCAACUCAAAAAUUGGAAGUUUAUCUACGUUGAACUCUUUGGUAGAAACUCUUUUGCUGACAGCUCUAAAAUUAGCCAUGGUGAAGAUCUCUGGAGAAUCCCAGGUCGAGUGCCACCCAUACCUCACCCAGGAGAAACUGAUCCAAUAUUGCCAUUCUAAGGGCAUCACUGUCACAGCCUACAGCCCCCUGGGCUCUCCAGAUAGACCUUGGGCUAAACCAGAAGACCCUUCACUAUUGGAGGACCCUAAGAUCAAGGAGAUUGCUGCCAGGCACAAAAAAUCCCCGGCCCAGGUUCUGAUCCGGUUCCAUAUCCAGAGGAAUGUGGUAGUGAUCCCCAAGUCUGUGACUCCAGAACGUAUUCUCGAGAACUUUCAGGUCUUUGACUUCAAAUUGAGUGAUGAAGAGAUGGCGACCUUACUCAGCUUCAACAGAAACUUUAGGAUCUGUCUCCUGGCUGACCAGGCUAAUUUGCCGGACUACCCCUACAAUGCCGAUUACUGAAGCUGAAUCUCCUGAUGAGACACCUGGUGGAUUCUUUCUCUUCACUGAAGUGGAAUUUGCUCUCCCUGAGGCCCAUUUUAACUAAAUUUAUAUGAAAUUAUAUUGUGCUUGAUCUUGUCAGAAUCUAGGCAAAAUUAGAAAAAAAUUAUUAGUGCCUUAUAAUUGUACAUAAUGGUCCCUGCACGCAACAUUCGUUGCUCAAUCUCCUUCCCAGAACUGUCUUUCCUUCUCUUCCUCCCUCCCCCUAAGCAAGGUUUUAUUUAGAUCCAUAUGUUGAACCAAGGAAAGACUUAUCACAGGGAAGUAUGACUCAGAUGAGCAAAUGACUAUUUCUUCCACUUAUUUGAUCUGAACAAAUGUUUGUUAAACAACAGGGUCUCUGCUACCAUUGAGGAUGCAAAAAUAAAAAUAAUGAAAAAAAAUAAUGAAAGUAA